AGAGGGGGUCAGGAGACCAGGCUGGAGUUGGAGUGGAGCCCGGCGCUCUUUAACUAGCGGGCAUUGCUUAAGCGCCCGCUGUGCGGCCUGGGCUCGCUGCCCUCGGGGAGCUGACUGUCCUAGGGGGCUUCUGCGCCUUAACGCGCAGCUGCCCGGGGAGCUGCUCCUUGACGUCAUCCGCUGUGUACAUUGCAUUGUGUAUUACGUGAUAUUUACAAGAAGCGCACCCCCACCUCCGAGGCCCCGAGCGGGAAGGCCCCUGUGUUAGGCAGGGUUUUAGGGUAGCGAGAGACGGGCAUCUCGCGGGGGGGAGCAGCCGGGAGCCGGUGUCACCGGACUAGUGCGACUGGCGAGGUGGCGGGGCUGGUGAUCAGGGCCUUCGAACGCCCAGCGGAGCGUUUGGUGUUUGCUCCUGGAGGCGAUAGGGAGGUGCUGGCGUUAAAUGAGAGUGUGUGUCGGGGGGAGGUGGGGUGACAGGAUCAGAUCUGCGCUUUAGGAACAUCAUUUUGGUGAUUGAAUGGAAGAUGUAUCGAAGUGGGGGAGAGACUUGAGGCAGGCCCCGCCCCCAGCAGUUGUGGUAAUAGUCCGGGUGGGAGAGGGAGAAGGGUCUGCACCAGAGUGGGAGCCCCUUCGGAGGAGAGAAGGGGCAGAUGUGACAGCGAAAUAUAAUCCGUGAUACUCAAAAGAACGGUGGACUUGGAGUCCGUGUUACCUGACACUGGCUGAUUUAUGGGACCAAGUCUCCCUCAGUGUCCUUGUUUGUAAAACGUAGGCACCUCACAAGGUUUCCUAAUCUCAGAGCAGCCCCUGCAUACUAGCUCAGGAGAUUAAGGGAGGGCACCGGGCUGUGUCUGACCCCUCUGGCUGUCUGCUUGCUGCCUCUUGCUGGAAAUCGUCGGAGCACCCGGUAUGCUGGCAUUCUCUCCACCAGCAUCCCCAGGAACAAUGCUUGUUUUCUGGGCACUGGUUCACUUAGCUGGACCAGAUCUGCAUUUCUUUUGAUGAAGGCAAAACCACCAUGAACUUCAUUGAGGCUGCGCUGCUGAUCCAGGGCUCUGCCUGUGUCUAUAGUAAAAAGGUGGAGUACCUCUACUCGCUGGUCUACCAGGCUCUGGACUUCAUCUCAGGCAAAAAGCGGAGCAAGCAGGCCACGUCUGUGCAGCCAGAUGGGCAGAAUACUGACGACAGCGGCGGAGCUCGCCCCGAACCUGAGGAAGAGUUUCUGUCCCUUGAUGACCUCCCCGACUCCCGGGCAAACAUAGACCUGAAGAACGACCAUUCUUCCAUCGCCGUGCCUGUCAUCCCCUUGGUGCCCAUGGCCCUGGUGCCCCCUGAUGAAGAGGAGAAGAAGAGCAACCCACUCUAUAGCCGCCGCGGGGAGGUCCUGGCCAGCCGCAAGGAUUUCAGGAUGAACACCUCCAGCCCCCACCCCAGCGGGGCCUUCCUGCUGGAGCCAGGAGGCCUGUCCCCAAUGGAGCAGAUACUGCCGAGGACCCAGCUAGAUGCCGAGAGGCCUGAGGAAAUGCCCAUGGAUGUCUCUGUGUGCAUGUCCCCGGCCCCAGUGCUCAACUUCUCCCAGGAGGAUGAUGAGAAGCUAGAGGCAGCACUACCUGAAGGUGAGGAAGAGGUGGGAGGAGAUUUGCUUCUUGACCCAGAGGCCCCUGAGGCCUGUCCACUGUCCCCAGAACCCGGGACCCAGCAGCAGGGUACCCUGGAGUCGAGUAGGUACCCACUCCGAGGCAGAACCCCAGCCACCACCCCCCAGCCAUCAGGGCACCAAAAGGAGCCCCCGGAUCCCUGGCAGAGCCUGGACCCCUUUGACUCCCUGGAGGGCAAGCCCUUCAAGAAAGGGAGCCCUUACUCUUUGCCACAGCAUUUGGAGACCUCAUCUGGCAAACGCAAAAGGAAGACCUCCAGCAGACUCCAGGGGUUUCACGAGUGGUACCUGGCUGCUUAUAGUGGCUGUGGUAGCUCCCAGAAACCUCGGCACAGAGGCCCCACGUUUGCAGACCUAGAAGCCCUCUACUGGAAGCAUGUCAAGGAGCAGGUGGACGCCCUGCGGAAGCUGCGGAGGGGAGAGGUGGCGGAGCAGCAGCCGUCCAAGGCCCAGGAAGGACUGUGGGCCCUAGAAGAGGAGCGAGUAGAGGAGUCCCCGGAGCACCUGGGAGGAGAAGACAGCUUCUUGGAGCUGGAGGACGCGGAGCCCGCAGAGCCGCUGGAAGGUGUCCCAGAGCCAGAGGCCAUCGGUCCGCUGAACUACGAGGAGCUGGUCCAGAGAAAUGUGGAAUUAUUUAUUGCCAACUCUCAGAAGUAUGUACAUGAGACGGAGCUGUCUCAGCGCAUCCAGGACUGGGAGGACACCAUCGGGCCCCUGCUCCAGGAACAGGAGGAACACGUUCCUUUCGACAUCCACAAUUACGGGGACCAAGUGGUAGCCAGCUUUCAGCAGCUUAACGAGUGGUGUCCCUUUGCGGAGCUGGUGGCCGGCAAGCCCGCCUUCGAGGUGUGCCGCUCCAUGCUGGCCUCCCUGCAGCUGGCCAAUGACUACACGGUGGAGAUCACCCAGAAGCCAGGGCUGGCCGAGGCUGUAGACACCAUGUCCCUGAGGCUCCUGACCCGCCAACGAGCCCAUGAGCGCUUCCAGACAUACACGGCCCCCUCCAUGGCCCUGCCCUGAUGGUGGGGAGCAGCUGCUUUUCUGUGUGUGUGUGUGAGAGACUGAGUCUGUUUGGGACUGGGCCCCCCCUUACAGCUGGUUUUUUCCAUGUUUUGUCCAAAAUUUGUCGCCUACCCUCCCUCCCUUGGCAACCCUGAAGCAGGGGAGGCUUUGCUUCUUGGUGGGUGCCUAGAUGGUGCCAGGGGUCUUGGGGGCCUGCCCUUCCUCAUCCCUGGUGACCAGAGCCUACUGCCAUGGAGGCCAGUGUGCCUGCCGCCCCCCCCCCCCCCAUAGCCGACCAUCUCAGCCCUAGUCCGGAGCUCUGAGGGCCCUUCCAGUUUGUUGUUUGUACGACAGAUCCGUUUAUUUCCCACUCCCUGCUGAGCGACAUAUGUAGAGCAUCGUUAUCAUAGAAUAAACGUAUCUGGUCGACCAGA
This is a messenger RNA of Phascolarctos cinereus (koala), 3093 nucleotides long. RefSeq names its product non-SMC condensin II complex subunit H2 (gene NCAPH2). Gene Ontology annotation, molecular function: chromatin binding. NCBI's taxonomy places the organism in Eukaryota, Metazoa, Chordata, Mammalia, Diprotodontia, Phascolarctidae. The record is from RefSeq and is a predicted model, not a curated record. Gene Ontology annotation, cellular component: condensin complex; nucleus. Gene Ontology annotation, biological process: mitotic sister chromatid separation; meiotic chromosome condensation.